This is a messenger RNA of Penicillium argentinense, 1311 nucleotides long. Its product is annotated as MCT family MFS transporter. Gene Ontology annotation, molecular function: transmembrane transporter activity. The record is from RefSeq and is a predicted model, not a curated record. The transcript is spliced from 4 exons. Gene Ontology annotation, cellular component: fungal-type vacuole membrane. The coding region runs from base 1 to 1311 and encodes 436 amino acids. NCBI's taxonomy places the organism in Eukaryota, Fungi, Ascomycota, Eurotiomycetes, Eurotiales, Aspergillaceae. Gene Ontology annotation, biological process: transmembrane transport.
AUGAGUUCGGGAAGCCAAGAACAACAAGGCAACACAUCGGAAUCAAAGAACGAAAACCAUACCUCGAGCGAUACAGCGUCCAUCGAGAAAAAUGAUUCCUUCGAAUGCCCUGAAGGCGGACUCACGGCCUGGCUGGUCGUGGUCGGGGCCUUCAUGAUGUUGGCUUGUUCGUUCGGCAUGAUGAAUACACUUGGAAUUUUCCAAUCCUACUGGGCGAAACAUCAGCUGCAAUCCUAUUCUUCAAGUGCAAUAGGCUGGAUAUCUUCAGUAUUUGUGUUUCUGAGCAUGAUGCUCGGUGUACAGAGUGGCCCGAUUUUCGACAGAUACGGUCCGCGAUGGCCUACUUUAAUCGGAUCUAUACUAUACACACUCUCGAUUUUCUUAAUGGGAAAUUGCAAGACCUACUACCAAUUCAUGCUCUGUUUCGGAGUCUUGGGUGGGAUCAGCAGCUCGCUUCUCUCCACACCAGCAAUCGCAUCCAUCUCACACUGGUUCAAAAGGCGCCUGGGUAUUGCUACUGGCAUUGCAUUGGCUGGAUCCAGCGUUGGUGGAAUCAUCUUCUCCAUUAUUUUGAGACACGCGAUGGACAGUCUGGGCUGGGCCUGGGCACUUCGUGUCCUCGGUUUCAUCUUCCUGGCUUUCUUGAGCCUGGGAAAUCUCUGCGUGAGAGGUCGACUUCCGACGAAGUCGCGGAAAGGAAGCAUUGAUUUACACUGCUUUAAGGACAUCAGGUUCAUAUGGGUCACCACUGGUGUAUUCUUUGCCGAACUCGUUCUCAUUGUCUGUCAAGGCUUGCUCCCUUCCUAUGCAUCGGCACAGGGAUUUGACACAACCACGGGAACUUAUAUGCUCGUCAUGUACAAUGUAACCAGAGGAUCGGCCGUGGGGCGACUGGUUUCCGGUAUCGCAUCCGACCAUGUAGGACCCAUGAACACCAUGUCACUGACAGUGGCAUUGACCAUGCUGAUUACGCUUGUCCUCUGGCUGCCUGUGGGUAACUAUCUCGGUGUGCUCUACCCAGUCUGUCUCCUGUUGGGCGCUGGAACUGGCAGCUAUAUUAGCUUGACAGCUGUGUGCGUGGGUCGUCUUUGCAAAGUUGAGGAGAUGGGUCAAUGGCUGGGGACCUGCUAUUUUAUCGGAAGCUUCGGAACUCUAGUUGGAAUCCCCAUUGGUGGUGAGCUGCUCCAGAUUGCAGGACCAUCAAAACUGGUUGCAGUUCUCGGCGGUAUAUUCGCUGCUUGUCUGAUCAGCUUCCUUGUUGCACGAUGGUCAUGCUUGAAGUAUGAGUGGAAGUGGCUCAUAAAAGUGUGA